AUGGGUUCGCCCCUGAAUUUGAAACGCCGACACUCUGCAGCGGGUGAAGCUACAGAUGAUAGGAUCAGCCGUCUCCCGGACUCUGUUCUUUCUCUUAUUCUCUCGUUCGUUCCUACAACUGAUGCAAUGAGAGCCAGCGUCUUGUCCACCAGGUGGAAGCAUCUCUUUGCUUCCGCCAGUAACCUCCUCUUCGACGAUUCCCUUGUCGUUUUUGACUUCCAUAAACGUGGCGGUAAAAGGCGUAAAACAGAUUUGGUCCUCUUUAAUAGUUUUGUGAGUUUCGUUUACAGAGUCGCAACACUGACGGUUCUAAAAUUGACCAUGAAUGGGGCUGAGCUUAAUGUUCUUGCAAGUGUUCGUUUUUCAAGUAUGAAGAUUCUUCAUCUUCGGAGCAUGGUGUUGGUCGAUGAUGGUUCGGUUAAACGCUUAUUUGCUGGCUGCUCUGUGCUUGAAGAUCUGCUCAUAAAAUUCUGCAAUUUUAACAGAAUGAAAGUCGUUGAUAUUUCAAUACCUACACUUCUAAGGCUGACCAUUGAUGGAAGAACAUCCAAUUACGAAAUACCUCCGUAUGAAAUAGUGUUUGAUUUUCCGCUCCUUGGGUACCUAAACUACGUUGAUUUUGAAGCCAAAGGAUAUGAAUGGAAGAAUCUAGAAAACUCUCUCGUUGAAGCUCAUGUUAACAUUCGCCCGGUAUGUGGAAUGCGGUCUAUAGCAGGUCUGAAAGUUGUCAAUUUUCUUAAAGGCAUCUACAAUGUGAGUAGUCUCCAUUUAAUAAAUGAUUAUCUACUGGUAAGUUUCCUUCAUUUCCUUUUUGUGUCUGUAAAUUCUUAA
Malania oleifera is the source of this 831-nucleotide messenger RNA. Its product is annotated as F-box/LRR-repeat protein At3g59250-like. Gene Ontology annotation, molecular function: protein binding. The transcript has 2 exons. NCBI's taxonomy places the organism in Eukaryota, Viridiplantae, Streptophyta, Magnoliopsida, Santalales, Ximeniaceae. The coding region runs from base 1 to 831 and encodes 276 amino acids. The record is from RefSeq and is a predicted model, not a curated record.